Molecule: messenger RNA, 711 nt
Organism: Linderina pennispora
Lineage: Eukaryota; Fungi; Kickxellomycota; Kickxellomycetes; Kickxellales; Kickxellaceae
Exons: 2
Coding region: 1-711 (236 amino acids)
Biological process (GO): vesicle transport along actin filament; actin filament organization
Cellular component (GO): myosin complex; cytoplasm; vesicle
Molecular function (GO): actin filament binding; microfilament motor activity; ATP binding
Source: RefSeq, a predicted model, not a curated record
AUGGCGGGCGACAAGGUGCAUGUGCAUUUGAUGACGGGCCAGGACGUGGUCGUCAGCAUAAACGUGACGGAGAAGGUGAAUCCGCCAAAGUUCGAGAAGGUCGAGGACAUGGCAGACCUCGGCUACCUGAACGAGGCCAGCGUGGUGCAUAAUCUGAAGCAGCGGUACGCGGCGCAGGCAAUCUACACGUACAGCGGGCUGUUCCUGGUUGCAGUCAACCCGUACUACGACCUGCAGAUAUACGGGCACGAGUUCGUCAUGGCGUACCGCAACAAGAAGCGCACGGAGAUGAUGCCGCAUAUUUUCGCCAUCGCCGACGCAGCCUUCCACGACAUGCUGCAUACCAAGGAGAACCAGUCGAUUCUGAUCACCGGCGAGUCGGGCGCGGGCAAGACCGAAAACACCAAGAAGGUGAUCCAGUAUCUGACGGCCAUCGCCGGCGACAAAAGCACCGGGAAUGUGUCCAGUGGGCUGGAGCAGCAGGUGCUCAGUGCCAACCCGAUCCUGGAGUCGUUUGGCAAUGCACAGACGAUCCGCAAUAACAACUCGUCGCGGUUCGGCAAGUUCAUCCGCAUCGAGUUCAAUGCCGCCGGGCAGAUCGCCGGCGCCAACAUCGAAUGGUAUCUGCUGGAGAAGCCGCGCGUCACGCACCAGUCGAGGCUCGAGCGCAACUACCACAUCUUCUACCAGCUACCAAGGACAGGCUGCUGA